AUGGCUGAUUCCAUUACCAAACUCUGUUUGGUCUCUGUUUUCUUGCUCUUUGGUCUUGUCUUGCAGGGUAUUGCAGCAGAGAAUCUUACCAAACAGAAACUAAACUCAAAGAUACUUCAGGAAGAGAUUGUGAAGAAAGUCAAUCAAAAUCCAGAUGCUGGAUGGAAAGCUGCUAUAAAUGAUCGAUUUUCAAACGCAACUGUUGCUGAGUUUAAGCGUCUUCUCGGUGUUAAACCAGCACCUAAGAAGCAAUUCUUAGGUGUUCCUAUUGUAAGCCAUGAUCAAUCUUUGAAGUUACCUAAAGAAUUCGAUGCUAGAACCGCUUGGCCACAGUGCACCAGUAUUGGAAACAUCUUAGGUUUGGGACAUUGUGGUUCUUGUUGGGCAUUUGGUGCUGUUGAAUCACUAUCUGAUAGAUUCUGUAUCCAAUUUGGAAUGAACAUUUCUUUAUCAGUGAAUGAUCUCUUAGCAUGUUGUGGAUUCCGUUGUGGUGAUGGUUGUGACGGUGGCUACCCGAUUGCUGCUUGGCAAUACUUUUCGUAUAGCGGUGUUGUCACAGAAGAGUGUGAUCCAUACUUUGAUAAUACCGGAUGCUCUCACCCGGGUUGUGAACCCGCGUAUCCUACACCGAAAUGUUUGAGGAAAUGCGUUAGCGGAAACCAGUUAUGGACCGAAUCCAAACAUUUCAGUGUUAGUACAUACACUGUUAAAUCUAAUCCACAAGACAUCAUGGCUGAGAUUUAUAAGAAUGGACCUGUUGAAGUCUCUUUUACAGUUUAUGAGGAUUUUGCUCACUACAAAUCUGGAGUAUACAAGCAUAUAACAGGUUCUAACAUUGGAGGUCAUGCUGUUAAACUUAUCGGCUGGGGAACUACCGAUGAUGGCGAAGAUUAUUGGUUGUUGGCAAAUCAAUGGAACAGAAGCUGGGGUGAUGAUGGUUAUUUCAUGAUAAGGAGAGGAACAAAUGAAUGUGGAAUUGAAGAUGAACCAGUGGCUGGUUUGCCUUCAAGCAAGAAUGUGUUCAAGGAUAUUACCGGUUCAAAUGAUAUUUCGGUUGCUUCGGUUUAA
Arabis nemorensis is the source of this 1068-nucleotide messenger RNA. The record is from the annotation of a GenBank genome assembly. NCBI's taxonomy places the organism in Eukaryota, Viridiplantae, Streptophyta, Magnoliopsida, Brassicales, Brassicaceae.